Molecule: messenger RNA, 1391 nt
Organism: Pundamilia nyererei
Lineage: Eukaryota; Metazoa; Chordata; Actinopteri; Cichliformes; Cichlidae
Product: homeobox protein Mohawk-like
Exons: 6
Coding region: 141-1391 (416 amino acids)
Biological process (GO): regulation of transcription by RNA polymerase II; muscle organ development; cell development
Cellular component (GO): nucleus
Molecular function (GO): DNA-binding transcription factor activity, RNA polymerase II-specific; RNA polymerase II cis-regulatory region sequence-specific DNA binding
Source: RefSeq, a predicted model, not a curated record
CUCUUCUGUCUGUCAACGUCUGUUCCCGAGAGCGCCGAAAGAAAAGCAAGGGACACUUUUAUGUUUAACCUAUUCCUUUUUACACCAAGUCUACCAAGAAUGGGAAUCUACUGCCUUUCUUUACAUCUGGGAGUUUACUGAUGCACCUGUUGAUUGAGGAAGACUCGGCGCGUUUAAGAAUGAACAAAGUUGCUGUGAUGAAGUCUGAGCUUCACUUGGACGACGGCAGGAGAGCAGAGGAGAGGAACAGACUGAACUGUGCAGACGUACCUCAGACAAGUUUAGCAGAAGGACAGAGCGCGGACCUGCUGCGAUGCCAAGAGUCCGCAGAACACAACUCUGCCAUGAAGUACAGAAGAUAUGGGUCCCGUCUGACUGGCGUAAAAGUUCGUCACAAAAGACAGGUGUUGCAGGACAUGGCCCGGCCCCUGAAACACUGGUUAUACAAACACCGGGACAACCCCUACCCGACUAAGACCGAGAAGGUCCUACUCGCUUUGGGCUCGCACAUGACACUAGUACAGGUUUCCAACUGGUUUGCAAACGCCCGACGAAGGCUGAAGAACACAGUGAGGCAGCCAGACCUGAGCUGGGCCCUGAGGAUCAAACUAUACAAUAAAUAUAUCCAGGGAAACGCGGAGAGGCUGAGCAUGUGCAGUGAUGACACUGACUCAGAGGAUGAAGAAUGUCCCUUACAGACUCCCAUCAGCCAGUCAAACUUCAGCAGGUCAUCAUCCCACAAGAGCGUGCUGGAGAAACAAGGCAACAUGCUCACCAUGGCUGACUGCGCCAACAGUGAUGACAGCACGUCCCCUCCUUCCAAGUACAAGAGCAGUUUACUGAAUCGCUACCUGAACGACACCCUGCGGCACAUGAUGGUGGCGAAGGCCGAUGGCGUUGCGCCAGCCUGCAAGAGAAGAAGCCACUCCGAGUCGUUCAGUUCAAACGAAUGUGAUCGAGAUGUCGUCUCGCCUGCAUCGUCCUAUGAAACAGAGACCAACUUUGUCUACCAUAUGGAUACAAGCAACUACAAUUCAACUAAAUGUGACAGGGACCAGCAGCCGCUCAGAGGCCAGCAGAGACAAGAUGACCAAGGCUGGAGGGAGAUCCACGCUGCUGUGGCUCUGACAAGCUUGGCCCAGGGGCAGAGCUGCACUGCAGACCAGAGCAGUGCUCCAGUGUCCAGCGCUGCCACAGGGCAGAGCUACACCCGAGGGCCUCUCUCUGUAGCAAAGACCACUAUCACAGACGAGAUGAGCAACACAGGAUCUGCCUCAGGUCUACAGCAGAGCUGUGCCACCGGGCCCGCUCUCACCAACCGCAUCAUCCAGAAAUCCUCUCAUAUCUCUGAGGUCCAGACUGUCAAAGUCUCACUGGCAAACAGUGUGUAG